AUGGUUGCGACUGGUGCGAAUGUACAGAAAUUGCCCCCUGACAGGAGAGGACCACCGAAAACCAUGGUACCCCGUGACCCACCCAAAUCGAUGGACGACAUCGCAGAAGGGGCCCGCCAGGUGCUGAACCACAUUGAGAACAAUGGCACCGAGGACCGAUACGUCACAGGAUAUAUCCGGGCUGUCCGCCAGUACAGUAAAACCGGGUUAUAA
This is a messenger RNA of Penicillium argentinense, 213 nucleotides long. RefSeq lists its product as uncharacterized. The transcript has a single exon. NCBI's taxonomy places the organism in Eukaryota, Fungi, Ascomycota, Eurotiomycetes, Eurotiales, Aspergillaceae. Bases 1 to 213 code for a protein of 70 amino acids. The record is from RefSeq and is a predicted model, not a curated record.